GCUACUAUCAGUAUCACCCCUGCUCCGGCCUCGCGUCCGGCACUCCUGCUUCAAAACCUCGAUUCUUGUUGGCUUCUCUCGUCGCCCGACCGACCCCCAGCAGCCACCCACCCAGCCGCGCCAAUGAACAUCUUGAACCAGCCCAUCGGCCCCGGCGGCGCCCACGCGGCCUUCCCGGCCGGCGCUGCCGCCAAGGACGGCGGCAUGCCGGCGUCGCUCCGCUUCGACGUCGGCCCCAGCACCGCCCACCGCGCCCCAAGGCGGCAGACGCAGACGCUGCUUCGGGCCAGCAGCAGCAGCUACGUCGGCGCCGGGCACGCGGACGAGGCCGCGGUCCAGAGCGCGGCGGAGCAGCAGAAGGCCGUCGUGCCGCCGUUCCAGCCGGUCACGCUCAACUUCCUGCGCUCGCUGCUGGACAGGGACAGCAUGACGUCCAUCGCGGAGGAAGGCGGCGAGGGCGCCGGCGUGGCCGCGGCCGCGCCCCCGCUGCACGCGCUGCGCGUGGUCGUGUCGUCCGCCGUGGCGCUCGACGCGCGCCAGACCGAGCUCAUCGCGCGCAAGAUGCGCCGGAUCACCGGCUUCGUCAACCUCGCCAUCGAGAACGUGGUGGAGCCGUCGCUCAUCGCCGGCUUCGUCGUCUGCUACGGCCUCGACGACUCGCACACCAUCGACCUCAGCGUCCGGGGCCGCCUCGCCGCGCUCAAGAACCGCGUCGACAGCUCCGACCACGACGACCGCCUGCACCCGCGGACGCCCGCGCCGCUCCAUUGAUCCGGCCCACCAUCCAUCCAUCCAUCAAUUAUACCCGCACACACAUACC
Triticum dicoccoides is the source of this 820-nucleotide messenger RNA. Its product is annotated as ATP synthase delta chain, chloroplastic-like. Lineage: Eukaryota; Viridiplantae; Streptophyta; Magnoliopsida; Poales; Poaceae. Gene Ontology annotation, biological process: proton motive force-driven ATP synthesis. The transcript has a single exon. The record is from RefSeq and is a predicted model, not a curated record. Gene Ontology annotation, molecular function: proton-transporting ATP synthase activity, rotational mechanism. The coding region runs from base 124 to 771 and encodes 215 amino acids.